GACGAACAAUGUUGUUGAUUCUGGUGUUUAUUUCCUUAUUUGUGGCAUUAAUAUAUUAUGGAACAUAUAAAAGAAAUUAUUGGAAGAAUCGUGGAGUUGUACAAGUGAAUGGGCUGUUAUCUAGAUUUAUUUGGAGCAAUCGAUCUAUAUCAGAAAUUUACAAGGACUUGUAUAACGAAUAUAUAAAAGAUUGUUAUAUUGGAGUAUUUUUUGGGAUAAAACCGGCGCUUAUAAUUAAAGAUGUGCGCGACGUUCAAUUUGUUAUGCAAGGUAACUUUGAAAGUUUCUACAGUCGUGGUAUUGAUACCAAUCCUAAUGAUAUUUUAGCAGAUAACGUUCUAUUUAUGGGCGAUUAUCGUCGCUGGAAACUGUUGCGUCAUAAACUUUCACCUAUAUUUACGAGCCUGAAGAUAAAAAAAAUGUUUUACAUAAUGGAAAGAUGUGCUCGUGAUUUCGUUAAAUUUGUUGACAGUGACGAAUACGUAACUGGAAACACUUUUAACGCUUUAUAUACUUACACAACAGCUUGUAUUGGAGCUACAUUAUUUGGUAUCGACACUCAAACUAAGAAUACUAUGGAAUCCCCAUUCUUAGAAAUGACUCGCGAAUCAAUUGAACCAUCUUUGAUCGGAAAUUUGAAAUUUACCCUUGCCAGCUUAUCGCCGACUUUGUUUAAUUUGUUUAACUUAAAACAGUUUGGUAAAUACGAAGAAUUUUUCGUAGGCACGGUAAAGAGAGUUUUUGAAAAACGUAGGAAUGACAAACAAAAGCGACAUGAUUUCGUUGACCUCUGUUUGGAAUUGCAAAAGCAAGGAACAAUGAAAGAUCCCGUUACUGGUUACGAAAUAGAAGCUACUGAUGAAGUACUAGCAGCUCAAGCAUUCUUCUUCUUUCUAGCUGGUGUUGAUACAUCAGCCACAGUUAUGCAUUUUGCUUUACUUGAACUGGCAAGUAAUAAAGAUAUAAAAAAUAAAGUCCAUGAAGAAAUUGAUAGAGUUUUCAACGAAUGUGAUGAAAAAUUGACCUAUGAUGAUAUUGAUAAAUUAGAAUAUUUAGACAUGGUGUUGAGUGAGACGAUGAGAAAAUACCCACCAAUCGGUGCUAUUCAAAGGAGUUGUGCUAAGUCCACAGUUUUACCCGUGGGUCAAGUAAAAGUUAUAAAAGACGACAUUAUUGUAAUACCAAUUUUUGCUUUGCAUAGAGAUGAAAUGUUGUACCCUAAUCCAGAUGUAUUUGAUCCAGAGCGUUUUUCACCAGAAAAUAUCUCAAAAAUUGUUAAAUUUAGUUAUUUACCAUUUGGUGAAGGAAACCGUAUGUGUUUAGGUACAAGGUUCGCACGUGUUCAAGUCAAGUCUGGUUUGGCGUGGCUUCUUCGUAAAUAUACACUGAAGGAAGAGAAAUACGAACCGAGAUCCUUCGCGCCCAGUUUCUUCAGUUUGAGGGAUUCAAAAGCUAAUUUCAAAUUAAUUUCUAGACGUUGAUUCCAUAUGAGUUUUUUGGCCAACCAAAGUAGAUAAAAACUUAGUAACUGCACAUGUGUUUUUGAAACAGUUUGGCGUGCCUCGUGUUUUAGUAAUUUAACAAUUAUAUUUGUCAGGCGUUAACGACGAAUGUUUUGAUUUAUAAUAUUGAUAUAUUGUAUUGACUUAUUAUAUCUUUGUUGUUCAAGCGUUUGAAAUGUUCACAAUUUAUUAUCAUUUGUAAUUAGAACAUUUAUAAUUAUACAAUAUAUAUAAAACGUAUGAUUGAUGUGAAAACACCAUACUUAGUAAAGUUAGAACGCUUUAUAAUGUCAUCGUUGUUUAUUUGGUUGGAGUGAUCGUCGCUCUGGGUGCUUUUCAGAACAAUUUUAAACUAAAACAAUUACACAAUAAAACUGACUGAAUAGAUGUAUAAAAUAAUAAAUUAAUCACUAAUCUAAGCCAUGAGUAUGUUAUAUAAAAAUACUCUAUAUUUUUAAUAAUCAUUAGAAAAUAUGUCAUACGUUUUAGUAUAAUAAUUUGUAAUUACCAUUUACAUUUUGCUCUUUGUAUGAGUUACUUUUUUGACAAGCUUUUAUAUCAUAUCAAAUGCGUAAACCUAAG
Messenger RNA from Vanessa atalanta (red admiral), 2084 nucleotides. RefSeq names its product probable cytochrome P450 6a17. The record is from RefSeq and is a predicted model, not a curated record. The transcript is spliced from 2 exons. Gene Ontology annotation, molecular function: heme binding; iron ion binding; oxidoreductase activity, acting on paired donors, with incorporation or reduction of molecular oxygen. NCBI's taxonomy places the organism in Eukaryota, Metazoa, Arthropoda, Insecta, Lepidoptera, Nymphalidae. Bases 9 to 1481 code for a protein of 490 amino acids.